AUGAGAAAUGAAUUAAGAGAAUCCAAUAGAGAUGGUAACACAUCUUACUUAUUUAAAGAAUUACAUAAAUAUUUUGCUUGUGAGUUUUAUUUAAUAGGUCUUUUAAAAUUUAUAUCAGACUGCUUAACUUUUGGCGGACCAAUUUUAUUAAAUGCCAUAGUUUCAUUUAUAGAAAAUGAGAGAAAAGGUGUUGAAUGCUUUUAUUAUGUUUUGGGUUUGUUUCUAGUGGUCUUUUUCUCUGCCUUAAGCUCAACUCACUACAAUUAUCUGAUCACCAAAAUUAGUUUUAAAAUCAAAGCUUGUCUGAUAAUGGCAGUCUACCAAAAAACACUUUUUAUAAGCAAAAUGACAUUAAAUAAUGUUAGUUCAGGUGAAAUAUUGAACUAUAUUAGCACAGACACAGACCGCAUAGUAAAUUUUUGCCAGAGUUUUCAUCAGUUCUGGAGUUUACCUGUUCAAGUUGUCAUAGCACUUAUUUUCUUAUAUUCGCAAGUGAGUUUUUGUUUCUUUGUUGGUUUUGGUCUGAUGUUAGUUGUUGUUCCUCUAAAUCAACUUAUUGCGAAGAAGAUUGCUAGCUACAGCAAUUUAAUGAUGAAGGCCAAAGACAUGAGGAUUAAGAUCAUGAAUGAAAUUCUAAGUGGAAUAAGAAUUAUAAAAGUGAAUACUUGGGAAGCUUUGUUUUACAACAAAGUAAAUGCUACAAGACAUGAGGAAAUGAAGUACUUAAAGAAGAGGAAGUAUUUAGAUGCUUUGUGUGUGUACUUCUGGGCUACAACUCCUGUUAUUAUGUCGUAUUUGACAUUCACAUUGUUUUCUGCUCUGGGCUAUGAGUUAACUGCUGCCAGGGUUUUUACUAGCAUAGCACUUUUUCAUAUGUUGAUCAUGCCUUUAAAUGCUUUCCCGUGGGUCUUAAAUGGGCUGAUGGAGGCUUGGAUUUCUCUUAAACGAGUGAAUUCAUUCCUACAAUUACCAAAUUUUGAUUACCACUGCUAUUAUUCCAUGCCAAUCAGUAGGUACUUUUGUUUAUUUAUUACAAAUUACUUGAAGAUAUCAAAUGUAUUUAUUUAUGAUGCGGGAGAAGAAUUAUCUAAGCAACCUUUUUAUUGCGGCCCUAUUAAUUUGAGGUUAAUGCAAGGUUCUUAUAUUUGCAUUAUUGGUAAAGUUGGGUCUGGCAAGUCCUCCUUCCUGUCUAGUAUUUUAGGGGACAUGAAUUGCAUUUCUGGAUCAGUUGCCUUUCAUGAUUCAGAAAGAAUGAAUGGAAUCGGUUAUGUGUCGCAAGAGCCAUGGAUCCAACAAAAGUCCGUGAAGGAUAAUAUUCUAUUUGGCAAGAACAUGAAUACUAUGAGAUAUAGGAAAGUAUUGGAGGUCUGUGCGUUAUUGGAUGAUCUUGAGACUUUUCCAUAUGGUGACAAUACUAUAGUUGGUGAUAAAGGAACUACAUUAAGUGGUGGACAGAAGGCUCGAAUUGCUCUUGCUAGAGCAGUUUAUCAGGAUUUUGAAAUUUACCUUUUGGAUGAUCCAUUUUCAGCUGUUGAUGCUCAUGUUGCCGAACAUAUUUUUUCUAACUGCAUUAUGGGUCUACUGAAGAAUAAAACUCGAAUCUUGUGCACUCAUAAAAACAAAUUUGCAGAGAAUGCUGAUCACUUAGUUGUUUUCUCUGGUGGAAAAGUAUCUAUGCAAGGUCCACCUCAACAAAUAAUGCAGCUGCAUUUUAUGGAUUUGAAUGAUGACAGUACAGAAGAAGCUACAAAUGUUCUUAGCAAAGCAGUUGAAAAAACUACUGAAGAUAAGGAGCACAUUAUUGUUGAAGAAGAAAAAAAGGAGGGUGUGGUGGAAUUCCAUGUCAUUCAUUCCUAUUGGAAAGCAGUUGGGUCCAUUUUGUCAAUUUCAGUACUGAUAUUUUGCUUUUUAAUGCAAGCAUCAAGAACACUUUGUGACUGGUGGCUUUCUUUCUGGGUAUCAAAUACAUCUACACAUAACUGGAAUUCAUCAUUAAGUUCCCAUUAUUGGCUGACAUCUGAAGCUAAUCAAUCUCACUCAUUGAGAUUCUACCUUGGUGUUUACGGAGGACUGGCUGCAUCAAAUAGCGUAUUUACAUUGUUCCGUGCAUUCUUAUUUGCUGUAGCUGGUCUUGGAGCUGCUGUAUCUUUGCAUGACAAACUGCUGAAAACUAUCUUGAAUGCAACUAUGUGCUUUUUUGACACUACUCCUCUUGGAAGAAUAAUCAACAGAUUCUCUUCAGAUAUUUACUGUGUGGAUGAUACAUUGCCAUUUCAACUAAACAUACUUCUUGCUCAAGUAUUUUCAUUGAUAGGAUCCCUUGUGAUUACCUGCUAUGGUCUGCCAUGGAUUUUGAUCCUUUUUUCGAUUUUGACUGUGAUAUAUUUUAAGAUUCAAAAAUACUAUAGGCAUACUUCAAGAGAGCUUAAACGACUUUCUAGUAUUAGCUUAUCUCCUAUCUAUGCUCACUUCUCUGAAACACUGAAUGGCCAUUCAACCAUUAGAGCCAUGAGUGGAACUGCUCGGUUUCAGAGAGAAAACAUGGUUUGUGUUGAUUCAAACAUACGAGCAGUUCUGUCUACUGCAGCUGCAUCUCAGUGGUUAAAUUUGAGACUUCAGUUCAUCGGAGUUAUCAUUGUAACUGGAGUAGCCUUAAUUGCAAUGUGGCAAAAUCAACUUGGUGGUGUUGAUGCAGGGUUAGUAGGUCUUGCAUUGUCUUAUGCUCUUUCAAUUACAUCACUUUUAAAUGGCACUGUGACUGCAUUCACUGAAACAGAGAAGGAGAUUGUAAGUGUUGAAAGAGUUAUGCAGUUCAUCGAAGAGAUUGACACAGAGUCUGAUGAUUAUUGUCAGAUGCCUCCAUUUGCAUGGCCUUCUCAUGGUGUGAUUACUUUCACCUCUGUAAGCCUAAAAUACAGACCAGACUGUCCAUAUGCUUUGAAGAAUGUUUCAUUUGAGACAAGACCCUGCGAGAAAAUUGGGAUUGUUGGUCGUACCGGAUCAGGAAAAUCCAGUUUGAUACAGGUUUUAUGUAGGAUGGUCAACUUCUUUGAAGGAGCUGUGUUUAUUGAUGGUGUCAAUAUUUCGAAUUUAGAGCUCAAAAAACUGAGAUCAAAAUUAUCAAUUAUUCCUCAAGAUCCAUUUUUAUUCAGUGGUAGUGUGCGUGAAAAUCUGGAUCCUAAUUUUCUUCGCAGUGAUGCAGAAAUCUGGAAAGCAUUACGUUUUUGCCACAUGGAGGAAAAAAUACAUUCUGUUGGUGGCUUAGGAAGUGAAAUGAAAGAGAAAGGAGAAAACUUUAGCAUUGGGGAGAGACAGUUGUUUUGUUUGACACGAUCUCUCCUCCAAAGAGCAAAGAUCCUCUGCAUGGAUGAAGCUACAGCAAGCAUCGAUUACCAAACCGACAGCUUGAUCAGGCAAACAGUAAGAAUGGCAUUUAGACAUUCCACAGUGUUAAUCAUUGCUCAUCGUGUAGAAAGUGUCAUGGACUGUGAUAGAGUUCUAGUCAUGAAAGAGGGAGAGAUUUUGGAAAUAGGCCAGCCUUCGGAUCUGUUAUCCAAUCCUAAAUCAGCUUUUUACUCUCUCGUCUAUCGGACAAACAACUGAAUGUGCUUAAAAAGCAUUGUUAUUUGUUAAAUGUGUGCUCAAUUGAACUUGGUUAAUGUAAAGUAGCAAGAAUGUCUAUUGCUUACAUUAGCCAAUGUUCGUAAAAUAUAUGAAGGUUUGUAGAGAAUUUGGCAAUUCAAUGGAAAACACAUAAAAAAAGUUAUAAACUGCAACAACCCAUUUACAUACAAAAUUGAAUUUUGAAAUGGAAGAUAUAAUUUACACUGGACAUGGACAUGUUUACUGCAGCGGCAAUUAUGGCAAAUGCCCAGGGUCAUGCAUUAGUAUUUGAGAAAACUGAUAAAUCUUCUUAUGCAUUUAUAACAGCAAGUUUACUUUUCUUUGACGACGUUUUUUGAAAAUAGUCAAUGGUUGACUUGAAAAAGGAGAAAUUUGUGUUCUUGACACAUUGCAGUGCUGUUUUACUAGAUCAUAGUACCUAUAUUAUCUUAUAUCUGUCCAGAUAUUUGGAAGAAAUUUAAUUUUUUUUGAUACAGUAGAGAAUCAAUUAUGCAGGAAGUUCGGGACCAUCACUAUCUAAAUUUUCCGGUUUUCUGGAUAGCCAAAAAAAAAAAAAAAAAAAACGCUGUUUGCUGAUUGUUUAUACAACUUGAAUCAGAACAAUAAAUAGUAAUGCAUGUGAAAAUGAAAAGAAGACAGUUAAAGAAAAUGAUUUUAAAUUUGGAAAUAUUAAAAUGAAGAACCAUUUAAAUGCCAGAAAAUUUAAAACAUUCACAAGACUUGAAAAGAAAAAAAAAUUACCCCAGUUUUUGGAAAUGAAAACUUUAAAAAGAAUGAAAACAAAAUUUUUAAAUUUUGUUUAUGAGCAGAAAAGUUCGAUUUUUUAUGGUAGGGUAUGAAAAAGAAUUUGUUUUGUAAACACGAUUUUAGGUUUUGUUUUCUUAAUCACAAUACUAGUUUAUUUUACAUUAAGUUAAUAAGAAUGAAAAUUUGCUUUUUAAAUUCUUGUAGCCUUAUUACAGUCAUUUAAAAAGUUAAUAAAACAAUCUCUACAUUCCAUGCACUCAACUAUACAGAAAAUUCGUAAAUCUGAGUCUGCGUUUCUGCAUUUUUCAUAUUAUCACUUUUGCACCUAUAUG
Messenger RNA from Uloborus diversus, 4703 nucleotides. Its product is annotated as ATP-binding cassette sub-family C member 10-like. Bases 1 to 3603 code for a protein of 1200 amino acids. Gene Ontology annotation, biological process: transmembrane transport. The transcript is spliced from 18 exons. Gene Ontology annotation, molecular function: ATP hydrolysis activity; ABC-type transporter activity; ATP binding. The record is from RefSeq and is a predicted model, not a curated record. Gene Ontology annotation, cellular component: membrane. NCBI's taxonomy places the organism in Eukaryota, Metazoa, Arthropoda, Arachnida, Araneae, Uloboridae.